Messenger RNA from Mycotypha africana, 1637 nucleotides. Its product is annotated as Mycolic acid cyclopropane synthetase-domain-containing protein. Gene Ontology annotation, biological process: cellular response to biotic stimulus. The record is from RefSeq and is a predicted model, not a curated record. Bases 53 to 1471 code for a protein of 472 amino acids. The transcript is spliced from 3 exons. Lineage: Eukaryota; Fungi; Mucoromycota; Mucoromycetes; Mucorales; Mycotyphaceae.
CCCUUUUUUCUAAUCUUCAGUUUUCUUACAAGUAAGAAGAUUAACUGCAAAGAUGUCGAAUCAAUUCAAGCCGACAACGUGGGCGUCGGUCCAUAAUGCCACUUUACCUGCUGAAGGUGCUGGUAAUCAGACCUUUGACAAUCGUAUUUUGAUCGCUUCAGUUAUCGGUGUUCCUGCUGUUAUCAGUUACAAGUUGGGUCUGCCAUUCUGGCUCUUUGUCAUUUUAACUAUUAUUCUCUUCUUACCCAUCCUCGCUGUGAACCUGUAUUUGUUCUCUGCUUUUGCCCCUCGUUAUCGUAACCACAUUCCUCUUCCCAACAAGCCCAUCGAGCACUAUCUCACAUUUCAUGAUGCUGAAUUGAAAGCCAAAUACCACGGUCGCAACAAGAUUCCUAUGGAAACUUUCUUCGAGGCUUACUUUGUUGGUAAGGUUGACUUCAACGGCGAUCCUCUUGAAAUCAUGGAGUUGCGACACGAUUGGGCUUCUUUCCGUUUUACUUACGGUCAAUUCAAGUUCUUCCUCACUGAAUGGCUCCCAGAAACCUUCUGGCAUUCUCGCGACCAAGAUGAGAACCAAGUACGUGACCAUUACGACAGAGGCAAUGAUUUUUAUGAAGCUUUCUUGGGUCCAUUGAUGGUCUAUACUUCCGGUAUCAUGAAAGAUCCUACUAAAAAGGAAUCUUUAGAAGAAAUGCAAGAAAAUAAGAUGAAGUUGAUUUGUGAGAAGAUACAUUUGAAGGAAGGAGAAAAGCAUUUGGAUAUUGGUUGUGGUUGGGGUACUCUUGCUGCUUAUGCCGCUAAGAACUAUGGUUCUCAGUCAACAGGCGUUACAUUGGCAAAGAACCAAGUAGCCUUUGGUGAAAAGCGCAUCGAAGAAUGGGGAGUGAAGGAUAAAGCUGAGUUGCUCUGCAUGGAUUAUAGAGAUAUUCCUAAGAAUGUUAAAUAUGAUAAAAUUACUGCCGUUGAAAUGGCUGAGCACGUCGGUCUCAAGCGCUUCCAACAGUUCCUCGUUGAUAUUCGUGAGCGUCUUGACGAUGAUGGUCUAUUCUACAUGCAAGUUGCUGGUUUAAGAGCAAGCUGGCAAUACGAAGAUUUUAUUUGGGGUCUUUUUAUGGGUCGAUACAUUUUCCGUGGUGCUGAUGCCUCAACUCCUCUCUAUUGGUAUAUCAAACAACUAGAAACUGCUGGUUUUGAAAUUCAUAAUGUAGAUACUGUUGGUGUUCAUUAUUCUGCUACUCUUUUCAGAUGGUAUGAGAACUGGAUGAAGAAUAAGGAGGCCAUGAAAGCCAAGUAUGGUGACAAAAUAGUUCGUAUUUGGGAAAUCUUCCUUUCUUGGUCUGUCAUUAUUUCUCGUCAAGGUAGUGCUACAUGUUUCCAGAUUGUCGCCAACAAGAACCGUAACUCCUUUGAUCGUAGUACCUUGGUUUGCAACCGCACGAAUCCGUCCGCAUGGACAAGCAAACGUGGUUAAAAGGUCUAUCGAAUUGAGGUACACUAAAGCAUUUCCGUUUACAACAAAACAAAUGGAGAAAAUAUAUUAUAUGAUUCCACACAUUUAUAACCUUUGAAAAAGCCGACAUAGCAUGGCUCAAAAAAUCCAAUAAAAAAACUAUAUCCAUUCUACUGGUAAAACCAAC